Molecule: messenger RNA, 4199 nt
Organism: Aspergillus ochraceoroseus IBT 24754
Lineage: Eukaryota; Fungi; Ascomycota; Eurotiomycetes; Eurotiales; Aspergillaceae
Product: putative PHD finger domain protein
Exons: 2
Coding region: 330-3929 (1199 amino acids)
Biological process (GO): regulation of transcription by RNA polymerase II
Source: RefSeq, a predicted model, not a curated record
GGAUGCCCCAGGCCAACAUCACUGGCAACCAUCCUCCAACUGCAUCGCGCCGUACACAACCAUCCGCCCCCCAAAGAACACCAACUUCCACCUCCUCGCGUGCUGCUCCUGUGGCCUGCUGGCUCUCCUUUUAGCUAGCAUCUGCCAUACGCCCUGUCUUUCCCAGUCAUGAGUGGCAUUUCCUAUGAUUUGCCAUUUGUUUUGCGUUGUUAUUCAUUGAACUGAGUCUGGACACCAGAUAAGCGGCACCCGGUUCAACAACAGUCGUUCUUCGCCCCCCUUCCCCAACUCUAAGCAUUGUCAUUACUGCUCUGCACUUACCUUCGGAAAUGGCGCCCUAUUCUGCCUCGAAGUUUCGCGGUUCCCCUGGAAAGCCUCAGAAAAAUGGCCCCAAGGCCUCCGUCCAGGCCCCAGCAACGUCGGACCCUACAACCACCGAAGGCCCGCCCCUCAAGAAACGAAAGUAUGUUCCCGGGGGUCCUGGCGGUGGAGGUAGAUAUAUUGAGCUCGAGGUGAGGGAGACGCCCAAGCCCAAGCCGAAACCGAAACCGAAAUCGAGCCCCAUAAAGAGACGGAGCUCAUCUAGCUCUCGAACCCGUCAAACCAAGGAGGCCGAACCACCUCUGCAACCCGUUCAACUCCCGCCGCAGCCGCCGCCGCCGCCGCCGCCGCCACCACCACCACCACCCCUUGCCCCAACGACACCGCCGUCGGCGCGUCUAAGGAGAGAGAAGAGCCAGAACCGUGGACGGUUCGGAUCAUCCACCGCGGCCGCGCUUGCGUUGCAACAGGGGGAUGGGUACAAGCCACGAGAAGAGCGUGGUUGGGAGGAGUUCCAUCCGGAACUUGAUAUUGAUGCCAAGUUUGCGAUUUUCCCUUCCACAGAAGUGGAUCGUCCUCCACCUUCGGCGCAGCUGGCCAAUAUAUUAUCCCCGAAUGGCCUUGAAAAGAGCGGUGAAAAGGACCCCAUCGCGGAGCUGAUUCGGGCCCAUACUAACGGCACCUCCCCAACCCCGAUCAAGCGGCGGCCUGGACGUCCGCCGCGCCGUCCGGAGGCUAUUUUGCAAGCGCUCGGUGUGACGCCCCAACCCAAAGUCGUUCCGCCACCGGGCCCCAAUCCCCGCGAGAAGUUGACCCUUCCCAAACCCUCAUUUCGAUUACGGGACCCCUUUACUUUCUAUGACCAGCCAGGUGUUGGUCAGCAAAAUUAUGUGGACCGAACGAUGGCGAGCGUGGGAUAUCAAGAGAGCGAUCUCUUCCUCCGUCACGAUCGCCGUUUGAUUCGGAUGUCUGAGGGCGCACAGGAUGACGAUCUCGAUAUUGCGCAUCCAGUGGCAAGUGAGGGAGAGGUGAAUGCCGCCGUGGGUCGGGUGGAAUACGAUAUGGAUGAGCAAGAUGAGAAAUGGCUCGAGGAAUACAACGCGAAACGACGAGAGGACCAAUUUGAACCGAUCAAGCCUGCGGUCUUUGAAAUCACCAUGACCAAGAUCGAGAAGGAAUGGUAUAGUCUCGAGAAACGCAUCCCCAAACCGAAUCCCAAGCCACCGCAAACGCAUCGCCCGCGUUCCAGCUCCGCUGCUGCUGUUAACGGCGAAACCACAGGGCCGGGGGAGGAACAAGACAGCAAAUGCGCUAUCUGCGACGAUGGCGAUUGUGAAAACUCCAACGCAAUUGUGUUCUGUGACGGCUGUGACCUGGCGGUUCACCAAGAGUGCUACGGCGUUCCAUUUAUUCCAGAGGGCCAGUGGCUAUGUCGCAAAUGCCAGCUUAUCGGAAGGGGCUCGGUCAAUUGUAUCUUCUGCCCGAAUACUGAAGGUGCUUUUAAACAAACGACUACCUCCAAAUGGUCCCAUCUUCUCUGCGCAAUGUGGAUUCCUGAAGUUUCGAUUGGCAACCCGUCUCUAAUGGAGCCUAUCACCGACAUCGAGAAGGUCCCCCGGAGCCGCUGGAAGCUUCAGUGCUAUAUUUGCCGUCAGCGAAUGGGCGCAUCCAUUCAGUGCAGUAACAAGAACUGCUUUGUGGCUUUCCAUGUGACGUGUGCGCGACGAGCCCAGCUCUACCUUAAAAUGAAAUCCGGCCACGGGACCCUCGCGGUGAUGGACUCGCAUCUGCUCAAAGCCUUCUGCGACAAACACGUUCCGCCGGAGUGGCGUCGGGAGCAUGGGACCGAUGCGGCGACUGCGGAUGCUAUUGAAUACUAUCGCAAUACCAUGCAGGGUCGUCGGUGGGGCGACAGCCAAGCGGCUGCGCUAUCCUUAGAACCCGCCCAUCAUCCGCUUAGCGGCGAUCCCAUAGAUGACGAUGGACAACGGACCCAUACUCCCCGCAUUACCCUGACCGUUGGAGGUAGCAAACGAAAGCGGCCUACGGUCCCCCGUACCAUCUGGAAGUUACCAUCGGGCGCGCCUGUUAUACCUCAAGUUGUUCUGAACUCGGUUGUGGCCUCGCUCCAGCGCUUUGGUGUGCGUCAAAGAAAGCAAUACGCGGAAGACGCCUGUAAGUACUGGACCUUGAAGCGAGAGGCACGAAGAGGUGCCGCCCUUCUCAAACGGCUACAAUUACAGCUAGAGACAUUCUCCUCCAUGGAGAUGACCCGGAGAGAUUACGUUGCUAUGGGGGUGACCGGAAAUAAGCGACUCCAGCGACGCAUCGAGUUUGGAGAACGGCUGUACUACGACCUAGAUCGCCUACGGAUGCUGUGCGAUGAGGUGAAGAAACGUGAGAGGGAGAAGCUCAAGGAUGCUGAGACUCUUCGGAGCGUGGUCGAUAUCGUCUACUUCCCGAUUUUCCCCCUGCUCUGGCCCAUCUUUGAAAAGGCUCAAGUGUUGGAUAGCAAAGGUAUCUUCAGACAUGGGCUGUCGGCUAUACGCACAAAAUUGGAGCAGCGCUAUUAUCCCUCCGUCUCCUCCUUCUCGGCUCAUCUAGCCAGUGUUUUUACGUCGGAAAUCGGAGUGCAACCAGCCGGGGAUACCGCCGAGCUUCAGAUGCAAAUCAGUGGCCGUGCUCCAGAACUAAGUCUCGAGCAGCGUGAAAAACGGAAAAUGGCGAAGCGAAUCAUCAAAUCGAUCCAGCCCGCUCUCGAGGAUGCCAUCCGAAAAGAGAGCGAGUUGAAUCGCAAGCCUUUUGAACAGGAGUUGAAAGACUUGGAUGUCAUGCUUGAGAAUAGCGUCUUGUCCGGAAGAGGCUCCGAAAUUGAUGCCGCAGAGCGCGUGGGAGAGGAGACUUUGGUGAGUCCCGAAAAUGCUGACCUUGCGAACGGCCACGCCCAACAUAUUGAGGAUGAGAAGAACGAGGUGACUGCGAAAUUGGAGACGCAUGAUGAGCCCAUGACAGAACCCACAACCGUAGCAGGUAUAUCUGAAGCCGGUGGUCAGGCAGAAGCUCCUGAGAGACCGGCUGAUUUUCAGGUGGUGGAUACGGUCAUGACGGAUGCCACCCCCUUAACGGAUGCAUCGAGCACCAACCAUAAUCAUGGCGAGACCUCUAUUACCGCACCCCCCCUUCUUCAUACUCAGUCAACCGCCACGGAAGCAAGCACCCAAUCGGCUGAAGCCAAUCUACGCAUCGUUCGCCCGUCAGCCGAAACCCAGAAGGGCCCAUUGACACCCCCUCCAAGUUUCCAAGGGGACCAACAACACCUUCUAUCCCAAGGAGGCAUCCUAUGGUAUAUGCAACCCUUUGAUCCUAUCGGAACCACUAUCCAUGAAGAGCGCUGGACGGGCCGAGAGGUCAUGCGGGGCAUGAGUGAGGAAUUAAGUGAGCUGGACGAGGACGAAUUGAAGGAUUUGGUUGGAGAUGACGAGCUCGCAGGGUCUCUCGGAACCGCUGGGGGGGGAACCUCCUCUACCCACGGCACCCGCGAUGGCCCCGGCGGAGAACAAGGGGUGAAAGUCCAUCGCACGCGGCGACGGUGGAGGGGAUUUAAAUAAAUGGGUCGCUUUUUUUUUUUCAUAUUUUUAUUAAUUCUGUGAUUUUGUGUGUGGUGUUUUGAGAUGCGGAGGAUCUACCUAUAUCUCUGGAAGGACCGGCGUUUGCUCACAAUUCCAUCCCCUAAUUAGAGCAAUAUUUCUUUCUUCUUCUUCUUCUUCUUCUUUUUUAAAUGUUAAUUUACCGAGAGAUACAACCCACGCGAUAAUGAAUCCAUCCCAUGAAUCGGAUUUGUCGGCCAUAGUGAGGCUUGGCAGCCUUACUUUUGAGGU